GACAGGAGCCCCUGACAGUGCCCGUGCCUGCCACUGAUCGCUGCCUGGCGUCUCCACAGCUCCGCUGGAUGUUUGCGCAGAGGACACCUGCCUCCGCCGGUGACUGCACCGAUCCGCGCGGCACAAUCCAGCUCGUUUCAGCCUCUCAACUUUUGACCGAUUUUCUUGCGGACACCUGUUCCAAGACUGUAUUUGAUUAGGGUGAAAAAAACGCUGUAGAGCCAGGCGUUUGACUACCAACUUGGGGCUUGAUGGCACUGUUAUUUUUUGACAGGUCUGGAAAGUUGCGCUGCGUCAAGGAGCAUGGUCGCAAACUUUAAAAGCUUAUAAUAAUCGAGAGACAGUUUUUAGAAUGAAUGCAAGUGAGUCACCACUUGCGUGAGAGGCGCACGGAGCUCCGGGGCUCUCCAGGUACUGAAAAGGAAAGGCGACACGGAGGAAGUCGUGAUCUAAGCGGCGGAUUGCGCCACGGAGGACGGAGGGAACGGACCGAUGAGUCAACAUGGGUCCAUUGUUGUGUGAUGGACGGCUGACACACCUCCUCUUUCCUCUACUCCUCCUUUUGCGGGCUCCCCUGUUGUUUAGUUUUGGUGAGCGCACCUGUCCCAACAGCUGCCGAUGUGAGGGGAAAACUGUCCAUUGUGAUUCAGCUGGCUUCUUGGAUGUCCCAGAAAAUGUCUCAGUAGGAUGCCAGGGCCUCUCCCUGCGCUACAAUGAACUGCACACCCUGUUACCAUAUCAAUUUGCUCACCUCAGUCAGCUUCUGUGGAUAUACUUGGACCACAAUCAGAUUUCAGCUGUUGACAGUCGAGCAUUCCAGGGGGUCCGAAGGCUUAAAGAGCUAAUACUGAGCUCCAACAGGAUCACAUCCCUGCACAAUUCAACAUUCCAUGGAAUUCCCAAUCUUCGCAGUCUGGACUUGUCCUACAACAAAUUGGAAAUUCUGCAGCCAGGUCAAUUCCAUGGCUUACGAAAACUACAAAACCUACACCUACGGUCAAAUGGUCUAUCCAACAUCCCAAUUCGUGCAUUCCUAGAGUGCCGAAGUUUAGAAUUUCUGGAUUUGGGCUACAAUCGAAUCAAGGCUCUUACCCGCACCACCUUUUUGGGGCUACAGAAACUGAUGGAGUUGCAUCUGGAACACAACCAGUUCUCACGAAUCAACUUUUUUCUGUUUCCCCGCUUAGCCAACCUGAGAUCACUCUAUCUGCAGUGGAACCGCAUUAGGGUGGUCAACCAGGGCCUUCCAUGGACUUGGUAUACACUGCAGAAACUUGAUCUGUCUGGAAAUGAAAUCCAGACCCUGGACCCAGCGGUGUUUCAUUGCUUGCCUAACCUUCAAGUUCUAAACCUGGAAUCCAACAAACUGUCCAAUGUGUCUCAGGAAGCAGUGUCUGCAUGGAUCUCACUGACCUCCAUCAGCCUUGCUGGGAAUAUGUGGGAUUGUGGAACUGGCAUAUGCCCACUUGUGGCUUGGUUGAGGAAUUUUCGGGGUAGCAAAGACACCACUAUGAUAUGCAGCAGCCCAAAGUAUUUACAGGGAGAAAAAAUUAUGGAAGCCACAAGGAACCAUGGUAUUUGUGAGGAAACUGAUUACAUUCUGACUGAAACACCCUCACCGAUGUCAGAGCUAAUUUCUGAAGCCACAGCUGAACCGACCUUUGCCCCUACUAGUGGCUCUCCACCUAUGCCACCAACCAGCACCUUUGGUCCUCUCCCACCAUUCAGACCUCGACCUAUUCCUAACCCUACCUUUCCAGGGCAUAUGAGCAAGGACCCAAGAGACUCAGUUUCCCGCACUCGACCCACUCUCAUACCACCCCCUGAGAUAGAGCACAUGACUCUGCACAAAGUGGUGGUGGGAAGUGUGGCACUCUUCUUCUCCAUGUCCCUACUCUUGACAAUUAUCUAUGUGUUGUGGCGGCGCUAUCCAGGUGCAACCAGGUUGCUGCAGCAGCGAUCCAUGGUGGGGCGAAAGCGUCGCAAAAAGAGUCCAGAGCCUGAGCAGAACCUGAGCUCCCAGCUCCAAGAGUAUUACAUGAGCUACAACCCUGCUGCCACACCAGAGGCACUGGAGGUGCUAGGCAAUGGCACUGGUUCCUGCACUUGCACAAUUUCUGGCUCCAGGGAGUGUGAGAAUGAGUAUACGUGUCCACGCCCCCUACCUGGUGCCUGGCUGGGAGAUCUGCCUACCAUCCAUUAACCAUAAAAAAGGAACUGCUUUGGAUGGUGCAGCAACAGGGAUACAGGAGAGAGACAUACAGUAUGCAGAGAACCCAUCAGAGUCCUAUUCCCAUAAUUCACAUUCACGGAUACAAUUUAAAUGGUCCUCCACGCUAACAAGGGCAACCACUGACAAGACAAAAAGGAGAUAAUACAGUUUUGUUCUUUUUCUCAAGAUUUUAUAUUGUCUUUUUUUUUUUUUUGGCCAGUUGUCUUUGGUCAUCAGCUUUGCUGCAUUCCAUCCUGCCUCAUCACUACACAAAUACUGACACAGAUGGUUGUGGAAAUGCUGUCCUAUGGUGAAUAGCAGACCCUUGGAAGAAGACUCAUGAGCACUAAUGAGGAUGGUUAUAACCAACAUGGGAGCUUAUUGUAUAGAUUAUAAUAGCGUAUUGUCUCCAUGAGGACAACAUGGCAUUGUUUUAAAUACAGGCAAAAGACUGUACACAUUCAAGAGGCUUUAAAAAGUGUAAACUGAGCAAUGAAUCAUUAAUGAAAAUGCAUUGGACAAGUGGCCCUGACCGCUCUUCUAACACAGGUGUGUAUUAUUUAAAGUGGGUUUCCUUAUUUUGAUUCCAUAUCAAGUAUCACGUUAUCAUCUUUCAGUACUUUUUGUUAAAGCAAGACUAAUCAAGACUAGGAUGGUGUAAAUGUGCCUCACUGGAGCAGAAAAAUUAUAAAAAGGAGUCACAGAGUUUCUGUGCACCUGUCAGUAAAAAGGAAUAAGCUCCAUCCGUUGGAAAUCAAGUCAGCAGCUGGAAGAUUGUUUGAUGCCUGCGAAAAAGUUGCCAGAGGAAAGAAAACUAUCCCCUAGCCAAUGACUGGAGAAGCAUUUUGUUUGCUUUUUUAAAAAGUUUUUUUCUAAGUUGUUUCUAAUUGCAAUCAAACCUCAACUAUGUAGUUUGAUUUGGAGGACAGAGGGGCAAUCAGAAGCAAAGGAGGGAAAAAAGAAAAAGCUCCUAGCAAGGGUAAAAUGUAAUUUUCUGAAAUUAUAAUGUUGUUAAUGUUGUACUUUAUGAAUAUGUGUUUCUGCCAUUUUCAACACCAAAUACCA
Messenger RNA from Micropterus salmoides (largemouth bass), 3277 nucleotides. RefSeq names its product leucine rich repeat transmembrane neuronal 4 like 1 (gene lrrtm4l1). Gene Ontology annotation, cellular component: plasma membrane. The transcript is spliced from 3 exons. The record is from RefSeq and is a predicted model, not a curated record. Gene Ontology annotation, molecular function: protein binding. Bases 503 to 2203 code for a protein of 566 amino acids. NCBI's taxonomy places the organism in Eukaryota, Metazoa, Chordata, Actinopteri, Centrarchiformes, Centrarchidae.